CUCGCCUCGCUUCCGCUACUCACCCUCCAUCCAUCAUGUCCAGGCAGGACAAGGCUAUCACAGAGAGACAUACAAGGACACUCAGAGAACUUGUCAAGCGUCCCGAAAACAAGGUUUGCUCUGACUGCAAACACAACGAUCCCAGAUGGGCUUCAUGGAAUCUUGGCGUGUUCCUAUGCAUUCGAUGCUCUGGUAUCCAUCGCGGUAUGGGCACGCAUAUCAGCAAGGUGAAGUCUAUUGACCUUGACACCUGGACGCCUGAGCAAAUGGAGUCAAUCAUGAAAUGGGGCAACCAGCGGGCUAAUCUUUACUGGGAGGCUCAUCUGAAGUCAGGCCACAUUCCUCCGGACCACAAAAUGGAGUCUUUCAUUCGAUCCAAAUACGAGUCCCGCCGUUGGGCCAUGGACGGUCCCCCACCCACGGACCCCUCUGUUCUCGAGUCAGGCGCCGGUGUUUCUUCUUCUCCAGCACCAGCCGCCCUGUCUUCCUCGUCCUCAACGAGUCCAUCGUCUCGACUUCCCUCGCAAACUCUUUCUGCCCCACGUCCCGCCUCGCCACUCACGACAGCCCAUCGAGCUGGAACCGGCUUCACCUCCCGUCAACCCCAACCACAUCAGCUCUUAUCCGCUCAGCAUACCCGUAAUCAGAGCGCUGCGAGAGCUGCUCAACCUCCUUCAGCACUAGCCCAGCCUGCUCCUCAACCUGUAGCUCCCGCGGCGCAGAAGGCCCCCGAGAACGAUCUAUUCUCCCUCGACUUCCACGCCCCAUCCUCGCCAUCGCCAUCUAACGCUAAUGGAUCUGGUGCGGCCCCUCGUAAAGACGUCAAGCAAGAUAUAUUGUCUCUGUUCUCUACGCCCUCUCCUCAGCAACAGUUCCAGCAACCACAGCAGCAGCAGCAGCAGCAGCAGGGCGCCUUCGGUGCCUUUACCUCUGCACCUCCCGCGCAAGCGUCGCCUUGGGGCCAGUCUCAAGUUGCUCAGCCACCAAGUGGUGCAAUGGCCGCUCAACCCCCCAGCGGCGCUGGGCAGUGGGGCGUCGGCUAUGGCUGGAAUGCAGCGCCUGCCGCCCCCGCCGCCCCCGCACAGCCAAAUAUCUGGGGAUCAACAUCUUCCACUCCAGCCGCAGGUGUGAGUGGUAUGGCUGGAGGUAUGGGGCAGCAAGCGGUGUUCAAUACGAGCGAUGUGUGGAGUGGUACGGCGAAUAGCGCAGGUACGGGGGGCGGGGAUCUGUUUGGGUCGAGUGCGGGGGCGACGCAGGCGCAAAAGAAAGAUGAUGUCUUUGGCGAUAUAUGGGGUGGGUUCAAGUAGAGCGGCAGGUCGAACUUGUCCUCAGAAGGUGACUGUGUGCCGAAGGUAGGAGCGGGUGAUGUAUAUAAUUCUGCGUAUGGAUUGCAUUUUGUGUUGUAUUUGGACUGCCGCGGCGACGCCACAUUUGCGCCACACCGUUUCUUUCGCACGUGGCACGAACUUGACUAGCGCCCGGGAACCGGACCUCGUUCUUUCUUCUUCGCUCACUUUGGCUCUUGUUUGGCUCGGUGUUCGUCCUUGAGCCUGACCACUUCCUUGACAUCGUUGCCCUAAUCUCUGUGCUUGACUGGUCAUCGAACUGC
Molecule: messenger RNA, 1609 nt
Organism: Stereum hirsutum FP-91666 SS1
Lineage: Eukaryota; Fungi; Basidiomycota; Agaricomycetes; Russulales; Stereaceae
Product: ArfGap-domain-containing protein
Exons: 5
Coding region: 36-1307 (423 amino acids)
Biological process (GO): endoplasmic reticulum to Golgi vesicle-mediated transport; intra-Golgi vesicle-mediated transport; endocytosis
Cellular component (GO): Golgi apparatus
Molecular function (GO): GTPase activator activity; metal ion binding
Source: RefSeq, a predicted model, not a curated record